Messenger RNA from Marchantia polymorpha subsp. ruderalis, 2974 nucleotides. NCBI's taxonomy places the organism in Eukaryota, Viridiplantae, Streptophyta, Marchantiopsida, Marchantiales, Marchantiaceae. The record is from the annotation of a GenBank genome assembly.
UUCGUACAAGUACUUAACUGCGUUUCUCGGCACGUGGUACAGUACCGUUAUCCUCCCCCUGUGGUGCUUCGUGUUCAGUGAUUCUGAGCUGGCCCGGCUGCGCAUGCUGCUCUCGUCGGGGAGAGAGUGAGAGUGAGAGUUCAGUUCUCAGGAUUUCAGGCUUUCGACUCCUAGCGAGCAUUUCUACCGUCCAUCGUCGAGACAGUGCCUUCGGCAUCGGCACCUGCAUCAGCUGCCGGAGACCACGAUAGGAGGCGAUGCCUCCGCAUGUUAUAAGAAGGAGAGCUAGGACUUGUUAUAUUUUUCACUGACGACUUCGGACUCGAAAGUCCAUAAUUCUGAGCGAGCUCGCAGGCAACGUGAGAGACGAUUAGUCUUCGCAUCUUGUCGGAAGCGCAUCUUGGGGCCUGAAUCUGAACUCGCCUAUGGAGUCCGACGAGGUGGAGAAUUUCUCGAAGUUCCCGCUCGGACCCGGAGGAAACGCAUCGACUGCACAACUCUGCUGCCAUCCACUGCAUUAGACUCGCUGCUGCUACUGCUGCUGCUGCUGCUGCUCUCGGGGAGAGAUCUGAGGCUUGGACGGGAGUCAUGGAAGAGGAGCAUCGGCGACGUCCGCAAUCACCCGCCACGGUGCACGAAGUCAUGGAGUCUGACGGGGACUCGGGGACCGUCACGCCGACGGGACACUCCAGAGAGCUCGCCGGUUACGUGCCGAAAUCGUCACCGCAUUCUGUAGCCGGUAGUACGCCGGCGGCGAGCCCCCGACACCGACUGGACGAGCUCGAUACCUUACCUGCUCCGCCCUUCAGGCCCAUGGCGAGCGAGUUGCAGCACUCGCCGUCCCUCAGCGACGGCAUCUUUCCCGUCGCCGGGCACACGCCGGAGCUCGACCGGCAGCGAAGCACGGCGAGUCUGAUUCCCAGGAGCGGGCCGUCGCAGCUGCGGCCUCCUCCGACUCCUCCCAAAUCUCCCGCGACGCCCCUAUCUCCUGCGACGCCCAAGUCCCCCGUCAAGGCCUUCGCGUCGUGGGCCACGUCACCGCUGCGCAGCCCGCUGCCGUCCCCGCUGGCCACCACGCUGCGCAACAUGAAGGAGUAUCUGCAGGAGCUCGGGCACCUGACGACCAUCGACCCCCGCGACACGUGGCUCCCCAUCACCGAGUCCAGGCACGGCAAUGCCUACUACGCCGCAUUCCACAACGUAAACGCUUCGAUCGGAUUUCAAGCUCUGCUCUUGCCCCUCGCCUUCACCUUCCUCGGCUGGACCAGUGGGAUUGUGUGUCUCAUCAUUGCUUUCUGCUGGAUGAUGUACACCAAGUGGUUACUGGUGUCUAUGCACGAGUGUGUUCCGGGGAAGAGAGUGAAUCGGUACCUUGAUCUCGUCGAAAUAGCAUUCGGAAACGGCAUCGGUAAACAGAUCAUUGUAAUACAACUCCUGAUCCUACUUGGAGGAACAUGCAUCGGACUCAUUACCAUCGGAGGCAGCUGUUUGCAGCUCUUCUUCCGAACAGUGUGCCCGACCUGUCAGAGCCCGCUCACUCCCAUCGAGUGGUACCUCGUGUUCACCAUCCUCUGCGCCCUGUUAUCCUACUUCCCCAACCUCAACUCUGUUGCAGGAGUGUCCCUCAUAGGAGCAACCAUGGCCGUUGCCUACACCACUCUGUUGUGGACUCUGAGUGUCAGCGUCCCCAGAAUGCCCAAUGUGGGCUACGAGAUUGUCUCCGGAGGAUCCGCCCUGGUCACAACUUUUGGCAUACUCAAUGCCCUCGGCAUGAUCGUCUUCGCCUUCAGAGGACACAAUCUCGUUCUCGAGAUUCAGGCUACCAUGCCAUCCACCUUGAAGCACCCGGCACGCGUUCCCAUGUGGAGAGGUGCGACGGCAGCGUUUGCUCUCACAGCUCUGUGCUACUUCCCCCUGGCUAUAGGAGGAUACUGGGCUUACGGAGACAAGAUGCUGCCGGGGGGAAUUCUGUACUCGCUGAGUUUCUUUCAUGGACAGGACAUAUCGCGCACCCUGCAGGGGACGACGUUCAUGUUCAUCGUGGUGAACUCGCUGGGCAGUUUUCAGGUGUACGCGAUGUCGAUCUUCGACAUGAUCGAGCAGGUGUACAGCAAGUGGUUCGACCGGAAGUGCAACGCGCUCUUGCGCCUGAUCUACCGCACGGUGAUCGUGUUCCUGUGCUUUCUGGGGGCGGUGGCCAUCCCGUUCCUGUCGACGAUGGCUGGGCUCAUCGGCGGCCUCACGAAUCUGCCCGUCACCUUCUUCCUCCCGUCGCUCAUGUACCUGAAGGUCGUGGCGCCGCGCCCCCGCAGCUUCUCCUGGUACCUCAACAUCGGCCUCGGCACUUUCGGCUGCGCCCUCUCGAUCGCCGUCUGCGCCGGCGGCGUCUACAGCAUCAUCGAGACCGGCAUCAAGCUCAAUUUCUUCAAGCCCGCCUGAGGAGGUGGCUACGCGGGGGCUGCAUCCGGAAUUUGCAGCUUUGUCGAUCGAUCCAUUCAUUCUACGAUUCUGCCACCACUCGAGCGACCUCGUGCGCUCGAAAUCGCUUGGAGUUUCUUCCCUUCUCCGCCGCCCCCACUGGAAACAGAUGUGCGACAGAGGUUUGAUAACUCGGUUUGGUACGAGGCUUGUGAUCUCCACCGAUCCAAGGUUCUGGGUUUAAGCCGAGACGAAUUGUCGAGAAGAGCGAUGGAGAAGGCUCGAUGUUUGAGCUAGAGUCGUCAUGUCUGAUGUAUAUAAUUUUGUUCAGAUUUUCAUGACGAGGUUAUGAGACGAAAGCAUUCGAGUCAUUGCUGUUGUACAACGUCAGGUAGGAUGCAGGUCCAGUUUUCUACGAGAUAUUUUGGCACUCUCAUUUUGAAGGUUUAAUUUGCACAAAGUGCAGCUGUUCGCAAUUGUGUGCUUUACGUUUGAGAAGCAUAUGAGAUCAUCAUGCAUGUACAGAAAUAUCACGCUUUGAGCAGAGUGAGUCGAA